Taeniopygia guttata (zebra finch) is the source of this 5792-nucleotide messenger RNA. NCBI's taxonomy places the organism in Eukaryota, Metazoa, Chordata, Aves, Passeriformes, Estrildidae. The record is from RefSeq and is a predicted model, not a curated record.
CUGAUAACUACAAACAAUGAAAGGAAGCAGAAACAGCCUUGACAGAUUGUCCACGGCUUCAGGUUAAACCAAAGUGAAAAUGCCGAACACGGCAUGAUUUUGAAUUAAACUAUGGUUUCCCUCUAAGCAUGUGGAAAAGCGAAUCUCAGGGAAAAUUUGUAAAUCAAGGCUACAUUAUUUGUUUGAAACGAAAGUCCAAGGCGGAUGAGGUAUGUGCAGGACGCCGGAAUGGGACCUGCACAGUUUCUGAGCCAGUUUCUGGGACCCCACGGCCUCUCCCGGCCGGCGAGCUGCAAAGAGCCGCUGCACAAUCCCACUGGAAUCAUUUUUAGCCCUUUCUAAGACAACUGUGAGGGCACAAGCCGCCGGCACGACCCGCAGUCUCCGGCAGCAUCUCACCGCCCGCCUCCCUGCCCCGACGGGGCGUGUGCGGCCCGGAGAGCAGGCAGCGACAGGGACACGGGCUGCGGGGAGACUUUGUGCGGCCAGAAACCCUCCGGAGCGCUCCAGGUGCCGCCAGCGGUGAAAGGCGAAGGGGCCCACGGCUGUCCUGGCUCUCCGCCGCCGUCGGGGGCGGGGAGCGCGGCGAGAACCGAAAGUGAAGGGAAGCAUCCCCGGGGCUGCGGGCGGCGGGGCAGGCACGCCCGGAUGCGCCCCAGCACUCGCCGCUGCCGGGCCGUCUCCGCAGGGCGCUGCCGCCCAGCCGCCCGUGCCCCGGGCGGCGAUGCCGUGCUGCAUGCCCGGCGUGGCUUUCGUGCCCGCGUUGCUCGUCAGCUGGUCCUCGGCCGCCUUCAUCAUCUCCUAUGUGAUCGCCGUGCUGGCGGGGCACGUGGAGCCCUUCGUCCCCUACAUCAGCGACACUGGAACUAAACCUCCAGAGAGCGGUGUCUUUGGUUUUAUGAUUAAUAUUUCAGCACUUCUAGCUUCAAUUACAAUGUACAUCAGAUAUUUAUUAAUAGAGAAGCAAAACGAAUCAUCACACUUUGUUAGGUCUUCAUGCAAUAUGUUUACAUUAUGUGUGGGAUUGAUGGGCUGCACUGGAAUGGGCAUUGUUGCAACUUUUCAGGAGCUGGCUGUUCCCAGUGUCCAUGACAUAGGAGCUUUGGUGGCCUUUGGCUCAGGUGUUGUAUACAUCACACUUCAGUCUAUAAUCUCCUACAAGUCCUGCCCACGAUGGAACACUUACUUUGUGUGUCACAUAAGGAUGGCCAUAUCUGUCAUAUCAUGCAUUGCUUUCAUUACCAUGAUUGUGUUUGCUUCAAAAAUUUCCAUGACAAAAAUUGAUUGGACUCCAGGUGAAAAGGAAAUGGAUGCAUGGGAUGAGGAGAAGCAUAGAAAGAGGGGACUAGGCAAGUCAGUGAGGCAUCAGGAAGGAGCUGGAGGAAGCAAAAGGAAUGGAAGGAGCAGGUCAGUCUUUCCUCUCCAGGUGCUCCAGUCGUUCCUGUGAAAGAAAAAUUAAUUGAAAAUUGACUCAAGCUGCUGCAGGCAGCUCAGAUUCACCACCACAGUGUAAGAGCUGGCAGGAAUUUCAAGUGGCAUCUUGACCAGCUGUGCUCAGAGCUGACAUUCUUUUGGGAAGUAUGGAUAAACGUUCCAGUUUAGAGAGCUAAAUAUUAUUCCUGCUAUUGCCAUGGGACUGUUUAUGCAAAUUAAUGUCAUGCUGAAAGGGUUUAGAAGGAAUGAAAAACGUGACAGGCUGUAAGACAGAACACUGGGGGUAGCAGAAAUGAAAGAGACUCUUAAGUCAGACCCCUGAACUUUAGCCUUUGUUUAAUCUCAGUGACUCAUUUAACUACAGGGAAAAGAAAGCAUUUGCUCGAGAUUUAUUGUUUACCUUUUACUGAUAAAGCUUCUACAUAUAACACACAAAAUCUGAGAAACACUGAGAAGUAGUAGCACUGGUGUUUCUCAUACUUGCAGUCAACUAUAAAUUCAAUUUGUAAGUAUGUCAUCUUGGGAGUAAAAUGGAGCUGAUGGUGGUUAAAGCAGCUGUAACUUUCCCCUCCUCAUACCCUAGAGAACCAAGAACUAGAGACAUCCCUCCUUGAAAAUCAAACAUUUUCAAAAAUACUUAUUUUACUGUGUUUUGUUCAACAAAUAUUUUUGUGAUUUUUGUUGUUGUUUUGACACCCCCACCCCACCCCGCUUUCUUCUUUCCUUGUUUCACAUGCAGCACAGGCCAUUUACAAAGAGACUUACAGGUGGCUUCUUGAGAAUAAUGAUCCAGGAGAAGAGGAAAGGGACAGCACCCUAGGAUGUUUCAUAUUUACAAAUCCUAACCGAGAGGCUUCUGUUCCCUCUCAUACAACUUUACAAAGCUGUCUUGUCUUGAAAAUAGCAACCAAACCACAAAAUUAUUCUGCUACUGCUUUCCUAACAAUAACACAAAACAAUUCAGAUAUUGAACACCCUAGUACUUUGAGUCUUGUUUUUUUCUUUUUACUUGUGUUUUGCUAAAGAACAAUUUUGUAAGGCUGACCUAACAUAUCUGUGAUUUCUUCUGGGACUCUUGAAUGGAGGAGAAAAGCUUUUAUGUGGUUUUGACUUCCCCAUUUCUUCUUUCCUGGUCUAGAACCAUCUAAUCUUGGCUUGUGCCUACAAAGUUGUAGCUGCAGUGUGAUGGUGCCAGUGAUUUUAUGGAAGGUUUUAUCACAAUGUACCCUCUUCUUCCCAAAUCUUGAGUAAAAACCCCAUAUAAACCAAAGGAAAAACCACUUCAGAGCAAGGUGAGGAGAAGCCAGAAAACAGUUUGUGAUGGCAGGAAUUAUGGAGAAUAAUAAUGUGUAUUGCCAUGACUCCCUGACUUAAUGAACUUCAACUGAGUAUUGUUAAAGACCCUGGGGACAGCAGCAACAGAUUUUCUGAUCUCUGAAAACACCAAAUAAGUUUACUGGGGGUAUUUUCCAUUAAAUUACCAGCUGCUAUAGUUAAAAACCAAACCUGCCAUAAUCUAUUUUGUUAAUUCUUUGUUUUUAAAGAAAAAUAGUAGUUCUUGUAGACAAAAGCCUCAUGUAGGUCACUAAGGUUGCAAAAAAUACUGUGUAAAUGCUGUCAUAAAACCAAACAAAGCAAAAUUAUUCUGCCAUGAAUAGCAUGUGGUUACCAUUUGUUUACAAUUUAGUCCAGCUAUCAAAACAAGUUAAACAUUUUGCUAAACAGUUCACAAACAUUUUACAAAGAACACAGAUGAGGGGAGGUAAAUGCAGGGUUUGUUCUUCUGGUGUCAGCUCUGAUCCCUGAGCCUGGGCAUCAGGCAAGGUACAAAGGCUGAUUAUAUCUGCUGCUCACUGCGCUGUCCACGGAGCAGCUGAUCCCACUGCAGCCACCCUAACAUCUUAAAAGAAAAAAAAGUAGUGCAAUGAAUUAAUUCCUUCUUCUUUUCAUUUCAUUCUUUAUGAAAGAAAGGAUUUAGAAAGAGGAAUGGGGUCCAGGGUUGACAACACAUCAUUUUACACAGUACACAGAUGACUUAAGACCAGCAAUUGUAAUUUGUCUGGAGGAUAAACAGGGAAAUGUUUUGCACGAAAGAGCUGUUGGAAGUGAUGUGCAGAAGGGGAAUGUCUGGUUGCCUGUGGAGGCUGAAGGGAGUCCUGCUUCAAAGCCAAAUUUCAAAUAUCAUCUGUUUUCACUAUAACACUAUGUAACAAAACAAGCCUCAGUAAAAUUUUCAUAUAAAUGGGGAGAAUUUGUUUUGCUUUUUUUCACUGUCAUUUCUUCUCUGAUUCAGAAAGAUGUUUGAAGGAGUUUUGUUUGCUUGGACCUUGAACAUAAAUAAAGAAUGCACACUGCUCAGGAACAGAUGAAGUGUUACAAAUUGGAACUGAAAAUAUAAACAUGUUUGGAAGUUAGAAGUGGUCAUGUGAGCAUGCGUAUGUGUAGAUGUGUUUUCUUUGUGACAUGAAAGAGCUCAUGUAAUAAAAACUUGCAAAAUCUGAGGAUAAAUAUUCUGUCCAUAAUGAAGUUAAGCACCAAAUAAUGUGUUUUUCUCCCCAGUCACUUUGUUUGCUUAUGUAAGCUAGAGAGAAAAAGAUCAAGCAAAACUAUUAAGUGAAGACUGCCACUAAAGUGAAUUUGUUAUGCAAAUCUAAAAUCAGAAAUGCUGUCUAUCCUCUAGUAAAAAUUAAGUGCAUUGAAGAAAGGACAUGAAAUGCACUGGUGACGACUGCUUGCAACUGACAGAUACAAAACCUGCAACAGAUAAGCAAAUGCCUGCUGAUCCUAAAUUUCUCUUGUGUGACAGGCAUUCCUCUUGGAAGGUGAUUCCUGUGUGAGAAGGAGUCUCCCACAGUGAAGAUACAUGCUGGAAAAUGGCCGAAGUAUGGCAUCCAAAAUGGCAUGGCUGCUACCUCUAUUGACUGUGUGACAUUAAUUGUGGCUCUAGCUGGACUGUGUGCUCAGUGUGUGAAUGAAAUGGUAGGUGAGCUGCCCAACAGAGAUAUACUAAAAGUUAACACACAGAGACACACACACACAAACCAUAACCUCUUUUCAGAAAGGAAGCCCUUUCAGGGGAAGGUGGGGCUCAGGGCUCCUGAAGUCAAGUUUUUGGGUCAGCAGAGCCCCAUUGUGUGUCAUCUGGCAAAGCCGGCUCCUGACAGCCUGUCCAUUACUUAUCAUGCUGUCCCAGCAAAGGCAUCUGACAAAAGAAUCCAGUGUCAAAUACUUGGGCAAGAUUGAGCAAUUCAGCCCCCGGGUGAGGUGAGAUUAGCAACACAGGGAGCAGCAGCCAGCUGGGGCCUGACAGGGGUAGCUGUGUCUGGUGCUGCUGGUGGCUGGGGCUCAUUGCAACGCUGGGACAUCCUCUGGAGACUAACAGCAUGUGAUGGAGCGAAGGGAUGGAUGCUCAAAGGGACAGGUCCUGGAAAAAACAGCUAGUGCAGGGUGGGCUGCUAUGUGUGACGAAAUAGACACAAUAACUGAAAUGGAAAAAAACAUCCGUAACAGCAGAAAGACAAGUUCAGUUAUGGAACACACUCUGUUUAUACGGCAAAAGAAAAGUUUGUACUCCCACCUGAUUUCCUGAGGAUUGCCUUACACAACACCAGCACAGCAUGGUCCACUUGUGAGCACAAUAUAAAUAAUUCCCAAGAAGAACUGUCCUAUCGUUCCUGUCCUCUCUGCCAAGGCUUCAGUCACCACAAAAGCAUGGCAUCUCUCCUGAUCCAAGCUGGUCACAUUUUGAAAUGUUUUCUGGUAACUGCAUCCUUAGAGCAAGAAGUUCAGGGAUUUGACUUCCUAGGAAGCUUGAGCAUGUGCCUGACUGGCUUUGGUUUCUAAGAUGCAAGCUCACGUGUGCAUUUCCUACAGCAGGGCUACAGUCCACACAGCCUUAUGCUCAUAAAACGUCACAGGAGACCCUGGAAUAAAGGAAACUCUGUUUACUGCACCUCAGGUUCUAUCUGUGGGUCAGACCUCACUGACGAUGAAUCAGUAUUGUGGUGUUCUGCUGAUUGACAUGUGGCUUGAAUAAAGAAAAUCCAGGUGACCAUCCUAUAGUUGGGUUUAGGGCUGUAACCAGAGGGGGUUAAAGGCUUCUGUUGAGAGGGCCCAAUGUCAGGGAAAAGCAUGAAUGGGGUAUUGGGUAACACCUCUUUGUGGCAUGGAUCACUGGGGUAUAAGAAGGCUUCAGCUGGGGAUGCCUCAGCUCAAAUGCUUUUACAUCUUUUCUCUUUUUUACUUGGUUAUUUACUUUUUAUCAAGUCUAUAAGAACCCCACUCUUUGGGAUGCAUUCCUGCUGUCCCUACCCAAAUGUGACUAAAACUAGCCAAGAGGUUCUGAAAGUUGAGGCAAA